GGUUGGCGGCGGCGGAGCAGAGCCGGGCCGGGGAGGCGCCGGCGUGGUCCAGGAAGCCUGCGCGCCUGUCGCUCGCCGAAACCCACGGCGCGGGAUGGCCGGCUGGUGGCGGGCUCUGCCGCGCGCGGCCCGGCGCUACCCAUGGCCCACGAACGUGCUGGUAUGAGCAUUCUCCAGGGAAAGGAUGACAUAUUUUUGGACCUGAAACAGAAAUUCUGGAAUACAUAUAAGAGUGGUCUGAUGUACUGGCCUUUUGUCCAGCUGACUAACUUCAGCCUUGUCCCCAUUCACUGGAGAACGGCCUACACUGGACUCUGCGGUUUUCUCUGGGCCACCUUCCUUUGCUAUUCACAACAGAGCGGAGACGGCACCUUGAAAUCCGCUUUCACCUUCCUCCACAAAGAGGAGGCCAGCACAGCGGAAAGGCCCCUAGAGAAAUGAGGAGUCUGGGGCUGUCGAAGUGACUCCUUUUUUUUCCCCUCUAAAAUGCACUGGGAAGCCUGUGGAUACGAUACUCAACUUAGCAGUUAUGGGUUUCAUUUUGAAGAAUUACUAUUCCAUAGGCCCACUUGUUCUUAAAUUAUUGAUGAUUGUUUUAAAUGUUAUUCAAAACUUUUUUUCCUAUUCUAGUUUGGAAGGCUUAUUUCUCUAAUAUUUUCACUUCUCUAAUACUAUGUUUAGUAUCAGUAACAGUUGGAAAAUGGCAUUUUAGAAUUAUUAAUAUUUCUAGUCUAUAUUUUACUGUUAGUUGAUUUCAGGAAUCCAGUUUUGAUUGUUUACAUCUCUAUCCUAAUGUCUCAGGUUAUCUCCUAAACUCUUCUGGGUCAUAUUACCUUUUAUACCAAAAAUAGUUCUUAUAAUAAAUUUCUGCGUACAUAGAAUUCCAUCAAGGAAAAGAUCAAAUAGCCAAAUUUCCCCUCAAAAUACUGCCAAAUAAUGCAUUGUUAUGCUGAUAUUAAAAUUCUGUACAUUCAUUUUUAUCAUCAAAAAAAGGAAUAGUGUAUGAUUAGCAUAUUCUGCAUAGCGUAUGUUUUAUUGAUGUCUCUCACUUUUAUCAUUUCUAAAUUAAAUACUCUUAAAAGUCUUUUAGUUUUGAACAUGUUGUUGACUAAAGCACCCUAUUUCCUGGAUGUACAAAAUAAACAAAAUUGGAUGAUGGUUCUAAAACACGCUUUUUCUUCCUCUGGAAG
Molecule: messenger RNA, 1190 nt
Organism: Tupaia belangeri chinensis (Chinese tree shrew)
Lineage: Eukaryota; Metazoa; Chordata; Mammalia; Scandentia; Tupaiidae
Gene: MPV17L
Product: MPV17 mitochondrial inner membrane protein like
Biological process (GO): mitochondrial ribosome assembly
Cellular component (GO): cytoplasm; membrane; mitochondrion
Source: RefSeq, a predicted model, not a curated record